AAACUUCAGUUUGUAUCCAGUUGGUUAGGCUGUGACUUUUCAAAAUGUCUACUCAUAAAAAACGUCAUCAUGUUAAAAGGGCUGCAGAUUUAGAGAGUGAAAAACUACGACAAGAAAUUGAGGACAUGGAAAAUGCUUUAAUUCUUCAUCAUAGAUAUCAAGCUGAAAGUGAAAAAAGUGUGAGGGGCAUGAUAAGAAAAGAAAUUGGAGGCUCCAGGUGGGAGCAUGGUGGUGAGGGUAAACUCACAACUUAUAAGUCUAACAGAGACCUGGUAACAACAGACAGAUCUAGAAAAGAUGUGGAGAGUGCAGACAAGAGGAAUCAAGUGUCAGCUGUGGGAGACAAUCAACACAUUCAGAGCUCUAAAGCAGAGACCAACCAUCACAGAAAGGCAAGAAACAGAGGCAAAUCAUCAGAAAGACAAGCAGAACCAAAGAAAACUCAAAGAAGGAGUGAAUCCCCAACAAAGCUUGAGAUUCAAAGUGUCAGGCCUGUACUGGAAUAUGUGGAACACCAGGGGUCUGGUGAUGCCAAGUCUAAAGGGAGAAGGUCAAAACAAGACGAUGAGGUUAGGAAGGUGAAGGAUACUGUAGAUCCUGGCCUUCGUCAUGGGAGAAGUUAUAACGUUCAGGAUACUGCUGGAAGAAAUGAGAAUGCUUUGAAUAACAACCAAGAGUUUACAAAGUUGAGGAGAAAUAAAGAUUUUAGUGAAGUCACUGAAAAGGUGACAUCAAACAGGGAUCAAACAAAAUCAAAAAGUGGUCAGGCUAGAUCAAAAAGUGGCCAGGAACAAUUAAAAAGUGGUGACCUUUCAUCAAAAAGUGGCCAGACAACUAGGAAAAAGACAGGCCAAACUGAAGAGUCUCAAACUUAUGCUCCAACUUCCCCAGAAAAUACUCACAGUAAAAGAACCAAUACUAAUUUUUCUAGACUAGAGGCUUCACAGUUGCACUCCAUACCAACCAAAGCCAAUGCAGAAAAGUCAAAGAGAGCACCAAUCAAAAUUAAUGUAGAAAAGUUAGUCAGCACUCCAACCAAAGUUAAUGCAGAAAAGCAACAAAAUGAAUCCUACAAUAAAAACCAGACUCCUAACUUCAUGUCCCCAUUAAUACCAGGCUACGCACUGAGCCUGGAGAGACAAAACAGUGACGGUGCAUUGAAGAAAACCAAACCGCACUCUGAUUCAAAGCCUAGAAGACAUACCACAGGUGUCGAUAAUGACCCUCUGUCAAACAAGUGGGCAGUGACCAGCCAAGGUGUGUCGUACCUUGAAUCAAAAACCUGGAGGCACCAGACUGUAGAUGGGGAUGACAGUUUUACCAAGAUGCACUCCACACCCAGCAGCAGAAGUAACAGCCGGUCAUCCAUGAGGAGACCAGACUCCGCCAGCUGCCUCUCACCUGAUGUCAUCCACUCUCCUCCCCUGUCCUUGUCAUCUAAUACCAGCCCAGUGCCCACUAAAAGACAAGAUAGCUAUUCAGAUUUUAACCUGUUCCACCACAGCACAGGUAGCCACUUCUCACCUGUGGUGCCUGCUGCAUCAUGGGAGCACGGCAACAUCUACACACAGCCAUCACAAGGUGUGCUCUCACCUGUGCAGGACGUAAACAAAAUACUAACAUUGUUUACAGAUAGUGGUGGUGUUUACAAAGAAAAUUCUCUUAGCCCACAGGGAAGAACUUUUUUCCAGAAAGAUACCUCAUUACAAAGCCCAGCCCCUGUGAAGUGUGACGCUGAGGUUGAGUUCUGGCUCCAUCAGCUGGGUCUCCAGUCUGUGGAGUCUUAUAUUGCUCUGUUUGCUGAGCAUCAGAUGGACAUGGCUAGUGUUAGACUCCUGUCUGCCAACUCCCUGAGAGCCAUGGGCAUCAAUGCUCUUGGCCCCAUCAUGAAAAUUAUUAAAGGUGUUCAGAUUUUGUGUCGAGAGGAUAACCCACCAUCUACACCAAGUGGAGAGAACCCAAAGCUUGAUGAAAGUGAGAAAUUACAAGACAGUGUUCCUUUGGUUAACAAGGAUAAACAAAGUCCACAAACAGGAAGUGAACUUUUGGCUGAGAAAAGAAGUCUGAUAGCAAAUCUGGCAUCUUUACAUUUAACCAAAAGCCCAGAUGACCAAGAAGGACAAUUACAUUUGGAGUCCUUAAAUGAAGCAGAAAAUACCCAGAGUUUUCUCCCCUCAGACUCUGAUCCUUCUCAGAAAACCAAAAACAAACUGGCAAACAUGAAGAUUAAAAACAACCUCUCUGAUGGUGUUGAUGAAAUUACACCUGUUGUUGAAUUAAAAGGGAAAGCUAAGAAAUCUAACAAAGUCAAGGGAAAGAAUUCAAGUUUGAAAGUGACAGGCAAACCCCCAGCUGCCACAAAACUUAGUGAUGAUGGUGUAGCAUCUGCUGCCCAGAGAAUUUCUAUCAAGCAGCAACAACAGCGUCAGAAAGAGCUGGCAGAUGAGAAGAACAUGGCUCUAAGAAAACAGAUAAGAGACAACAUGGCUGCCAAGCAUGUGACCAGAAGAAGCUCUAGCCUGGAGAGAACAUCAGUUCCCAAAAAAUCUGGGUUAGAGAGGUCUUCAUCUUUCUCAUCACCAAAGAUUGAAUCUAACAAUCUCUCUGGCAUGGAAGACUUUUUGUCAACUAGGAGUUUAAAACCAAAACAAAAUCCAGCUUGCAACCAUCAAGAGGAAAGAUACCUGGAUAAAAGCCUGGAUAAACUGGAUAUUUUUGCAUCUGAUGAUGGAGAUGCAGGAAGGGAAGGUACUUACAGCAAAGAUGCUGCCUUAGGGACUGUGAGAGAGCUACAGAAACAGCUGAGUCAGCUAGAGCUGCAUCUCAUCCAGCAACAAGAUGACCAGAGCCCUGAUCAUCCAGAGAGCUGUGGAGAUCUGGUCACAGAACAGGAUGACCACAGUCCAGCCAGGCAGUCAGAGGAUGACCACAGUCCAGCUCACUCUGCCAGGAGGAGAAAUGCUGCAGAAAGGAGGCGGAAAAGAGCCGCGAUGGGCUGGGUGGGGGAUGAGGAGGGUGAAGGCUUGGUCUUAACUUCACCAUUUUACAAGUCAGAGCCCUCUUUAGAAUUAGAGAUACACAAUGCUAUUGGUGCUGCUACUGACCAGUCAGAUAUAAGGAAAUUAUUUGCUGUGGACAUGGAUGAAAGAAAGCAUAAGGUAACUGAGGAUGAAAAGUUGAAGAAUAACAAUGUGGGAUCUUCAGCCCUUGUUAGAAAGAAGAAACAAAAUACUUUUGAUGACAGUAAAUUUUCCAAACCAACUAACAGAUCUAGACUAGACCUACUGACUGUUGGCUACCAUAUUGAAAACCUGAAGAAAGUGGAACUCAAUAGACAUGACAUUGAUUUUAAUAUUUCAGAUCUACUUGGAGACGGAACCUUUUCUCAGGUGUAUAAAGGUAAAUACCAGGACUCAGGUGUGGCAGUGAAACAGCUGAAGACAUCUCUUGUGGCUGCUGAUAGGAACUACUUUGCUGCUGAGGUGUCAAUGCUGCAAGAACUUGAACACCCCCAUGUUGUCAGGCUGCUGGGUGUCUGCAUCACAGACAGACUUCCUCUCAUUGUCCUAGAGUUCAUGUCAGGUGGCAACCUUCACACGCUACUACAUGACCACACCAGGCCAUCUCUGAAGCAUGAAGAGUAUUGUAAAAUUGGCCAGGAUAUCAGCUCUGGUAUGCUGUACCUCCACCAACACAACCCUCCUGUUCUACAUUUGGACUUGAAAUCUCCCAAUGUUUUACUUGGCCAGGAUCUGCUUGCCAAAGUGGCUGAUUUUGGAUUUUCUAAGCUAAAACAUGAGGCGGAUGCUAAAAUGUCAAGGGCAGGUAAGCCAAAGCAACCCCAGCAUGCACCUGCUUGGAUGGCCCCAGAACUGAUCACUAUAGGGGAGGUCACUGCUAAAGCUGAUGUUUACAGCUAUGGGAUGGUCUUAUGGGAAAUGUUAACCAGGCAGACACCUUAUAAUGGAUGCUCAGUCUAUCAGGUUUUGGAGCAAGUGAGAAUGAAGAAGAGGCCAGAGAUUCCUGGCCACUGUCCAACAGAACUGACCAGACUGAUAGAGAGGUGCUGGGACCAGAACCCUGCUGCCAGACCCAAUUUCAAGGAAGUUUCCAAGAGUUGGUGCCAGAUUGCUGAGUCAGCACAAAUAGUUGUAGCAGCAGCCCAAGAAGUUGAGCAGCAGGUGUCUAGUAAAAUGUUACAAAAACUUGCUCAAGUCUGUAGCCCCACUCCAGUACUGGAACAGGAAGUUCCAGACUCAGCUAGGAUGGAAGUGCUUUCAUUUUCAUCAGAAGGAAGUGAAGUAAGGGAGAGCAGUAGCAGUGACUGUGAUUUACUCCCAGGAGUUACAUCCCCUGGUACAAUAAAUGUGAUGGCACACAAUGAGAAAGCUGAAGACUAUAAACCAAAUAUUGCUAAAAAAUCAGAGCCUGCAGCCAAUGUAAAUCAGCAGGUGGAUAAAUUGCUACAGGAUAACUCUCAAUCACUACAGGAUAACUCUGAAUCAUUACAAGAUAUCAUGAAGAGGUACCUCCCCUUGUCACGCCCCCACUCAACCCCCAGCAAGUCAUUUGAUCAGAAAAAACCUAGUCAUUUAAAUCAUGAGAAACUGCUUCCUCUCCGGCAUUCAUUAGACAAGCCCCACCCACUACCACUGUCAUCAGUCACAACCUCACAACCCCUGACCACUAGUGUUAGCCCUACCUUGCCAGCUAAGCUACCUAUCACUGCAUCAGUGAAUUUCACCAGGAAACCUAACUCUGAUCAGCACAACAAGACUGGAACUCUCCAGUCUGAAAGUCAGUCUUAUGUGCCAUCUUUCUACAAGGACAUUCAACCUAAGAGAAAAAUAAUCAAAGGGAACUUACAAGCUGAUGAAAUGGGACAUAGAAGACAGAGAUUGGUUGACAAUUCUGGAGAUGGUAAAAACCUAAUUGACAAAUCCCUUAGGGGUGGCGAUCCAGCUAAAAUUUUAUCAGACAGAUCCCCAGAGGCAGAUAAUCCUUCUAAAACUUUGUCACACAGACUUUCAGGGGUAGAUAAUUCUAGUAAAAUUGUGUUGGACACACCAUCAGGGACAGUCACUCCAACUAAAGGCUUGUCUGAUAGUUCUCCAGGGAUAAAAAAUCCUUUAUUUUCUGAAAAUAACAGUUGUCGGGUUCCUGAUAUUUCUGAAAGUACAAUGACAGAAAAGUCAGAAAUUAGCCCUCCCAAAGAUACAUACACUACAAACGUGUCCAAUGCCGAAGGGGCACCACUAGGAAUUAACAAACCUACAGAGUUGUCUUUCUUGCCAUUUAAAUCACCUUCUAGUCCAUCCAGUCUCAGUGACUCCAUGUCUCGUGAUCCCACUGAAACAACACAUAAAGAUCUGUCUACCACACCUCACACAACUUCUAGCCCUGCUGACAUAGACAAAAACUUUAAAAACUCUGACCCAACAUUUUUACAAAACAAAACCAGCCAACUCACUGACACUGUGUGUUCAGAUACUAAGCCUGUCAGAUACAGACCUCUUGCUCGAGAUUUAUAUUCUGAGCUAAGUACAGAUAUUUCUUUAGAUAGCCUGGUUUGUGAAAAAGUUGGAUUAAAAGUGGAAACAAAUAACAAAACAAAUGAAAGAUAUAACAGCAGUGUCAAAUUAACAGAUGAUGUGACACGUGAAGCAUUGAGAACUAGGCACAGAACUUCCUCACCUAAAUCUGAAGCCAGAAAAUCUGACAAGUUUAACCACUUUAGGGUUGUCAGCUCAUCACAACAAAAACUUGACCAAUCAGAUUUUAGGUCAUCACAACCAAAACUUGACCAACCAGAUGUCAGGUCAUCACAACAACAAAAACUUGACCAACCAGAUAUCAGGUCAUCACAACCACUAAAACUUGACCAACCUGUUAGGUCAUCACAACUAAAACUUGAACAGCCAGUAACCAGGUCAUCACAACAACAAAAACUUGACCAACCAGAUGUUAGGUCAUCACAACAACAAAAACUUAACCAACUGGUUUCCAUGCCUGAACCCAAGAGAUCUGACAAGCACAACCACUUCAGUGUUGUCAGUUCAACACAGCCACUAAAAAGCAACAGGUCUACCAGCAACACAAAUUACCAAAGCUUUUUCCUUCAUCCCCCUGAUGACACUAUGGGAAACCUUAGAGAGCCAGAAGUGGGGAGGUUUAGCCUGAACACAGUAGACUCACUUGAUGGGGUCUUGGGUAAUGGAGGCACUGCUGUAAAUUUUGUGUCUUCUAAUGAUGCUGUGAUCAGGUUAGAGUUUGCUAGAAAGUUUAGUGAGUUGAAUGUUCACCUAAGUCAGGAUGACGCAACUCCAAGGGAUUCACUGGAAUUUGACAAUACACAAAUGUUACAAAUGGACAAUGAUACCGCCCAAAAGCAGCAUACAGUCUCUGAAGCUGGACAAUAA
Messenger RNA from Physella acuta, 6419 nucleotides. RefSeq lists its product as uncharacterized. Gene Ontology annotation, molecular function: protein binding; ATP binding; protein serine/threonine kinase activity. NCBI's taxonomy places the organism in Eukaryota, Metazoa, Mollusca, Gastropoda, Physidae. The record is from RefSeq and is a predicted model, not a curated record. Gene Ontology annotation, biological process: protein phosphorylation.